Messenger RNA from Poecilia reticulata (guppy), 444 nucleotides. NCBI's taxonomy places the organism in Eukaryota, Metazoa, Chordata, Actinopteri, Cyprinodontiformes, Poeciliidae. The record is from RefSeq and is a predicted model, not a curated record.
AUAUAUGGGUCCCAUAAUGGCUCCCAUUCUGUACUUUUGUAAAAUACAAAUAUUUUAUUUCCACAAAAUAGGUGCGUGAACUGGAAACUGAAGUGGAAGCCAUGCAGAAACGUGGAGCUGAUGCUGUUAAAGGAGUCCGCAAAUACGAGAGGAGAGUUAAGGAGCUGACCUACCAGACUGAGGAGGACAAGAAGAACAUCACCAGACUUCAGGAUCUGGUGGACAAGCUGCAACUCAAAGUCAAGGCUUACAAGAGACAGGCCGAGGAGGCUGAGGAACAAGCCAACACCAACAUACCCAGACUCAGGAAAGUCCAGUAUGAGAUGGAGGAGGCUAAGGAGCGUGCUGACAUCGCUGAGUCUCAGGUCAACAAGCUCAGAGCCAAGAGCCGUGAUGUUGGAAAGUCUGAUGCUGCUGAGUAAGAAAAAACAUCUGAAGGACAAC